This is a messenger RNA of Ostreococcus lucimarinus CCE9901, 1653 nucleotides long. Its product is annotated as ABC(ABCG) family transporter: multidrug. The record is from RefSeq and is a predicted model, not a curated record. Gene Ontology annotation, cellular component: membrane. Gene Ontology annotation, molecular function: ABC-type transporter activity; ATP hydrolysis activity; ATP binding. Lineage: Eukaryota; Viridiplantae; Chlorophyta; Mamiellophyceae; Mamiellales; Bathycoccaceae. The annotation marks the transcript as partial. The transcript has a single exon.
AUGCAACCGCGUGAUGGACCAUCGACGAUAUUGACGUGGCGUGGGCUGUAUGUAGAGGUGAAGGGCAUGAGAAAACGUAUUUUGAAUGACGUUUCAGGCAUGGCUGGAAGGAUGGACGACGUUCGUGGCGGCAUGUGCGCGCUCAUGGGACCUUCCGGCGCUGGAAAAACCACCUUGCUCGAUCGACUGUCCGGGCGACUGUCUUCCAACGUAUACGACAGCGCUGGUGAAAUAUUCAUGAAUGGUAAAGUCGCGUCAGUGGAAGAUAUGCGAGCGGUAAGCGGAUAUGUCAUCGACGAGGACGUGUUGCCCGGAACGGCGACUGUAUACGAGCACUUGUUGUUUCACGCCAAACUUCGGCUUCCAGCCGAAACAAGGCAAAGUACAAUUCGCAAGCGUGUUCGAGCGACAAUGCAGAUUCUCGGCAUCGAGAAGCUCGCUGACUCGUUCAUUGGUGACCAGUUCCAGCGCGGCUUGUCCGGUGGAGAAAAGCGCCGUGUGAGCAUCGCCACGGAGCUUUUGAUGAGCCCUGGCAUUAUGUUCCUGGACGAGCCCACGACUGGGCUGGACAGUACGAACGCCGCCAAGGUAGUGGAUAUCCUGUCCGGUCUCGGCGCGAUGGGCACGACGGUAUUGCUGAGCAUUCACCAGCCACGACCAGACAUUUUCCGACUGCUUGAUCGCGUCCUGGUACUGAGUGGCGACGGGAGCGUUGUUUACUCUGGUCCGUCUGCACUCGCUUCAGCGCACUUCAACUCCAUGUCGUUCGUCAGCUUGCCUUCCGCGGACUUGCACAUCGCGGACUACAUGCUGGACGUCGUGCUGAAGAGUCCCCGCUCGGACGUAAAGCGCAUGGUGCAAGCGUUUGCCGAGAGCGACAUAGAGGCUACAAAUAAAGUUACGCACACGGAGCUGUGCGCACAAAGAUUCAGCGUCUCCCCAAGCUUGCUCUCUAUUGACGGCGAUGCAAUCGACGACGUCGAUAAGAAGCACACAGCGACGUUUAGAACGCAAGUCAAGCUUCUUUGUGGACGGUUGCUCCGGCAAAUGUACCGGCAUCCAUUUUUGAUUUACGUGCACUUCAUUUCGUCUUUCGUCGUCGCUUGCGGUGUCGGUGGGAUUUUCUGGCAUAGUGGUACAAAUCAAGGAGGUAUCCAAAAUAGGAUGGGCAGUUUAUUCUUCAUCUUGCUCUUUUUGACAUUAAUGUCAUUGUCUUCGCUGCCGGUUUGGAAGGAGGAUCGUUUACUCUUCAAGAGCGAAAGAGCGAGUCGAGUAUACAGCGCAGAUGCAUAUUUCGUGAGCAUGCUAUUAUUCGAUCUGCUACCAAUGCGUGUCCUGCCUCCGUUUUUCUUCGGAUUCUUCUCGUACGGUAUGAUCGGUUUGAAUGAGGGUGGUCAGUUGAAUCUGUUGAAAUUUGUCUUCGUGUUGAUCCUGACGAACAUCGUCGCUACGUGUUUGUGCAUGGCGGUCGGCGCCGCGAAUCGGAACGUAUCUGCGGCGAACAUGGUUGCUUCGCUGUGCUUUUUACUCGCGAUUCUUUUUGGGGGGUUCUUGCUGAACAAAGACCACAUUCCGUGGUAUGCACGCUGGAUCGCCGACUUGAGUUUCAUAAGUCACGGCUACGAGGCGCUCGUCGUCAACGAGUUUGUCGAC